AUGAUAACCACUGCACCUCAGAGCCUGAUAUUUCCCACUCCUUCUAUCCCCAGGAGAUAUAAGAACAACAUGAAGCCUGAGAACCAGAGCAGCGUGUCCGAGUUCCUCCUCCUGGGGCUGCCCAUCCGCCCAGAGCAGCAGGGCGUGUUCUUCGCCCUGUUCCUGGGCAUGUACCUGACCACGGUGCUGGGGAACCUGCUCAUCAUCCUGCUCAUCAGGCUGGACUCUCGCCUCCACACCCCCAUGUACUUCUUCCUCAGCCACUUGGCCUUCUCUGAUAUCUCUUUCUCAUCUGUCUCUGUCCCAAAGAUGCUGAUGAACAUGCAGACUCAGCACUUAUCCAUCCCCUAUGUGGCAUGCAUUUUCCAGAUGUAUUUUUUCAUACUUUUUGUCUGUCUUGACAAUUUCCUUCUUGCUGUGAUGGCAUAUGACAGGUAUGUGGCCAUCUGUCAGCCACUCCACUACACCACGGUCAUGAGAGAGGAGCUGUGUAUUUUACUGGUGUCUGGAUCCUGGUUCUUCUCCUGUGCCCAUGCCCUAUUACAUACUCUUCUUCUGUCCCGCCUGUCCUUCUGUGCUGACAAUACCAUCCCUCAUUUCUUUUGUGAUCUCACCGCCCUUUUGAAGUUGACCUGCUCAGACACCUCCCUCAAUGAGCUAGUUAUCUUCACCGAGGGGGGAGUGUUUGCUUUCCUGCCAUUAUGUGCUAUUUUGGGGUCUUAUAUUCGCAUUGGGGCCACCAUCCUAAUGGUUCCCUCCAUCAAGAGGAUCUGCAAAGCCUUGUCCACCUGCGGCUCUCACCUCCUUGUGGUGUUUUUGUACUAUGGGACUCUUGCAAUGAUUUACUUCACUCCUUCAUCAAACAAUUCCAAAGUCAAAGACAUAAUUGGUUCAGUUAUAUAUACAGUGGUGACACCGAUGUUAAACCCCUUUAUCUAUAGCCUGAGGAACAGGGACAUGAAAUUGGCUCUGAGGGUACUUUAUAGGAGGAAAAUUAUUUUUUCUAAGUAA
Messenger RNA from Suricata suricatta (meerkat), 1011 nucleotides. RefSeq names its product olfactory receptor 1J4-like. Gene Ontology annotation, molecular function: olfactory receptor activity; G protein-coupled receptor activity. Gene Ontology annotation, biological process: G protein-coupled receptor signaling pathway. NCBI's taxonomy places the organism in Eukaryota, Metazoa, Chordata, Mammalia, Carnivora, Herpestidae. The transcript has a single exon. The coding region runs from base 1 to 1011 and encodes 336 amino acids. The record is from RefSeq and is a predicted model, not a curated record. Gene Ontology annotation, cellular component: membrane.